AUGGCAAAAGAACCAAGCAACACCGUUUCUAAUAUACCUCCCGAGAUAUGGCAAGUUAUCUUCUCUCAUCUCUCCGCCAGAAACAACUACGAAUGUCAGCGCGUAUGCAAAUCAUGGUAUUUACCAGCUAGAAGAGCUUUUUUGGACCAUGUUGUCUUGAAGAGUCGAUACGAUUUGGAAGAGUUUCUGCGCUGCUUUACGGAUGACAACACAUUCAGUGAGUCGGUCAAGAAAUUUACCAUUGGGUACGCCUAUACAAUGCCGAGUCGAGCUGGAUUACUGCUGCAAAGCGAAGCCAUCCAUACGCUGAUUGACCGGUUUCCCAAGGUACAAGAAUUGACAGUAUCUGUCAACUGCAUCGACUUGGAGAACUUCACGCAGCCUCACAUCAUGUCAGCCAUACUGCAGAAAUGGACCUCCCUCAGUGUGUUUAGAGUCAAUCAGAUUCUACUGUCAACAGAGAAGAUCAGAAUCUACCUGCAGACCAUGUACCAUUUGCGACAGCGCAUGACGGAACUCGCCUUGUAUGAUCAUGACUAUGUGACAAAGGAAAUGGGUGGCGCAAGUCAGUUUGUGUCUAUGUUUCCUCAAUUGAGGCACCUCAAGAUCAUACCACAGCAGGGAAACAUUGACAGCUUUUCGGAUUGCUUGCCUAUACUAGAGCAUUGUGGACAGCAUUUGGAAUCACUGGAUCUGCAUAGCAAAAAGGAGGACGAGGAUCAAGGGCUGCUAAUGAGGGACAGAUCAGCGGAGGAGAAGCAAAAGCUGGCACGCAUCAAAAUGCUCAAGUUGACCAUGACCAGUUUUUGUACCAAUACGGUACACUUUAUCAUACAAAAUCUGGUGGGAUUGGAAAAGAUGACAGUGGGAUUUGUGUACGCUAAUCUCAGCGACUGGACAGAGAACCAAAAGACAGUGUUCACCAGCGAUUUCCUGAGCUAUCUGUGUACACGACAUGAAUACUUUCUCAGGCCAUUGACCAUCAAUUACAAAGAAGACGACGCCUAUCUGGUGCAUAUACUGUCGAGGCACACUACAGCCAACAGCACCGAGAAGGUUGAUUUACACACUCGUCUGGUCUUGUACAACAACAACACGCAAUUUGGCUACGACUACAACAAUGCUAUUGCCAAUUCCUCCAAAUUCUCUUUGCAAUUACUGUCGAGCAAGCUUCAGUAUGGGAAACUGCAGCGUACGUCGUAUUUUACGCAUUUUUACACAGGGAAUAAUGCACGGGAUAUACUGGAUACGUUCAAGGUGGCGACGUCUAUCAAGCAAGCUACGAGUUUGACGUUGGAUCUGGGUGGCAUGUGCAUAUUUCUCGACUCGAUACCUCGUCUUGUCUAUCAGUUUCUGAAGAUGGUACCUCACGUCAGCCAAUUGUCCAUCGUGUGGCCACGAAGCUAUUCUGAAAACAACUCGUUUGUGUGGCCUGAAGACACAGUACAGUAUCCUCAUGUGAUCUCUCUGGAGCUUGCCGCGGGUCUUGCGUCUUGGGUGGACAUAUCCAUGCUACCACUGGUCUCUAGCAUGUUUCCAGCGUUGUCGUAUCUCUCCAUGCAGCUAUUCAGCGGCUACUGGCACGAGGCAAGUCAAGCAUUUGUCAUCAACCUACCGCAGAGUAAACUGACACGGUUGCAUUUGGAUGUGACCCCAGUGAGAAUACAAUCAGGCAAUGUGCUCAAAGAACAGAUUACGUUUGCGGAGGCCUUUUUUGUCCUCAAAGUGACCCAAUUACUGGACAAUACCACCACAAACGAGUCUUGUUAUCGUGUUUCUUUGAAUUACUUGGAGGUCACUUGCAUUGGUCGUUUGGAGGAGCAGGCGCAGAUGGGAGAACAUUUGACUGUACACAUCAUUAUAAAGGAUAUCCAAUACUUGAAUCUCUAUCUGUCUCAGGAAAUCUACGAGCAGCAACAAGAAAAGCCCAUUUUACUAUCCAUGGAUCCCCAAAAGAAGGUUCAAACAUCCAUUUCCUUUUUGUAA
Messenger RNA from Mucor velutinosus, 1986 nucleotides. RefSeq lists its product as uncharacterized. Bases 1 to 1986 code for a protein of 661 amino acids. Gene Ontology annotation, molecular function: protein binding. The transcript has a single exon. NCBI's taxonomy places the organism in Eukaryota, Fungi, Mucoromycota, Mucoromycetes, Mucorales, Mucoraceae. The record is from RefSeq and is a predicted model, not a curated record.